Molecule: messenger RNA, 450 nt
Organism: Phytomonas sp. EM1
Lineage: Eukaryota; Euglenozoa; Kinetoplastea; Trypanosomatida; Trypanosomatidae
Source: the annotation of a GenBank genome assembly
AUGGAGAGGGUCUUUCGGAUUAUGAUUGACUGGGUGGACAGCCAAAACCUCCACGGCCUCACUUACGAGUACGUCCAGGAAAAAGGCCGGACUCCGUUCCUGUUAAUCGACAUCGCUGGCACAGAGCCAACCAAGCACGCGGUGUUUUUGUACGGCCACAUGGACAAGCAGCCCCCUCUGAGGUCGUGGGGGGAAGGACUUGACCCUACCAAACCGGUCGUACGCGACGGUGAGCUCUACGGUCGUGGGGCCAGCGACGAUGGGUACGCAAUUUUUUUGUCUAUCUGCAGCAUUGCCUCUCUUCAACGCAACGGCAUACCACACGGCCGUAUCCUCGUUGCGAUUGAAUCCGGUGAGGAGUAUGGAAGCCCUGAUCUGGAGUACUAUAUGGACCGUUUUCGUGAAAAAAUCGGGGUCAUGGAUCUCAUGAUCUGCCUUGACAGCGGUUGA